AUGCUUGCAUGCCGGUUCUCCCGUGCGGUUCCUCGCACUGUUCCUUCUUUUGCCCGUUCCUCCACCUACAAACUUCCCACUACAUCCUUUCGGAGAUGGAACUCGACAGAAGCGGGAGAGGAGAAGGUAAAGGGCCAAGUCAUUGGUAUUGAUUUGGGUACUACCAACUCUGCUGUGGCUGUCAUGGAGGGAAAGACUCCAAGAAUCAUUGAAAACGCUGAAGGCGCACGAACAACUCCCUCUGUUGUUGCUUUCUCCAAGGAUGGCGAGCGACUCGUUGGAAUUGCUGCCAAGCGCCAAGCUGUCGUUAACCCUGAGAACACCCUCUUCGCCACGAAGCGUCUGAUCGGACGCAAAUUCAUUGAUCCGGAGUGCCAGCGAGACUUGAAAGAAGUUCCUUACAAGAUUGUUCAACACAGCAAUGGCGACGCUUGGGUUGAGGCUCAGGGCCAAAAAUACUCGCCCUCCCAAAUCGGUGGUUUUGUCCUUCAGAAGAUGAAAGAGACUGCCGAGUCAUAUCUUGGCAGACCUGUAAAGAAUGGUGUCGUUACUGUUCCUGCCUACUUCAAUGAUUCCCAACGUCAAGCUACCAAGGAUGCUGGUCAAAUUGCCGGUCUCAAUGUGCUUCGCGUUGUCAACGAGCCCACUGCUGCUGCCCUCGCAUAUGGUCUUGAGCGUGAGGCAGAUCGCGUUGUCGCAGUCUACGAUCUUGGUGGAGGUACUUUCGAUAUCUCCAUUCUCGAAAUCCAAAAGGGCGUGUUUGAAGUCAAGUCCACCAACGGUGAUACCCAUCUCGGUGGUGAGGACUUCGAUAUCAGCCUAGUUCGCCACAUUGUCAACCAGUUCAAGAAAGAGUCCGGACUUGAUCUUUCAGGUGACCGUAUGGCUAUCCAGCGUAUCCGUGAGGCUGCUGAAAAAGCUAAGAUUGAACUGUCGUCUGCUCUUCAAACCGAAAUCAACCUCCCAUUCAUCACGGCUGAUGCUUCUGGUGCCAAACACAUCAACUCGAAAAUGACUCGUGCCCAGCUCGAGGCUCUCGUCGACCCGCUGAUUUCCCGAACUGUCGAACCUGUGCGAAAGGCAUUGAAAGAUGCCAACCUCCAGGCCAAGGACAUCCAGGAGGUCAUCCUCGUUGGUGGUAUGACGCGUAUGCCCAAAGUUACUGAAUCCGUCAAGAGCAUCUUCGGCCGUGAGCCUGCCAAGUCAGUCAACCCAGACGAGGCUGUUGCGAUUGGUGCUGCCAUUCAGGGUGCUGUCCUCGCUGGUGAGGUCACUGAUGUUCUCCUCCUUGAUGUUACCCCUCUCUCCCUUGGUAUCGAGACACUUGGAGGUGUUUUCACCCGCUUGAUCAACCGUAACACUACUAUCCCAACCAAAAAGUCCCAGACUUUUUCCACUGCUGCUGAUUUCCAGACUGCUGUCGAGAUCAAGGUCUACCAGGGUGAGCGUGAGCUUGUCCGCGACAACAAGCUCCUUGGAAACUUCCAACUUGUUGGAAUCCCCCCUGCUCAUCGUGGUAUCCCUCAGAUUGAAGUCACCUUCGACAUUGACGCUGACUCCAUCGUCCACGUCCACGCCAAGGACAAGGCAACUAAUAAAGAUCAGUCCAUCACAAUCGCUUCCGGCUCUGGCCUCUCUGAUUCCGAGAUUCAGAACAUGGUUGACGAUGCUGAGAAAUACGGUGCCCAGGACAAGGAGCGCAAAGCUGCUAUUGAAGCUGCCAACCGCGCUGACAGCGUCUUGAAUGAUACCGAGAAGGCUCUCAAGGAAUUUGAGGACAAACUUGACAAAUCUGAAGCUGACCAGAUCAGGGAGAAGAUCGCGGCCCUUCGUGAGGUUGUUGCCAAUAGCCAAUCCGGUGAAGGCUCCAUCUCUGCUGAGGAGAUGAAGGCCAAGGUUGACGAGCUCCAGAACGCCAGUCUUACCCUCUUCGACAAGAUGCACAAGGCUCGUUCCGAGGAGGGCCAGCAGCAACAACAACAACAAUCGACCGAGAACCAGCAGGGUGGCGAGGGCGAGAAGAAACCAUGA
Histoplasma mississippiense is the source of this 2031-nucleotide messenger RNA. Its product is annotated as heat shock protein SSC1, mitochondrial precursor. Gene Ontology annotation, cellular component: mitochondrion; cytoplasm. Gene Ontology annotation, biological process: cellular response to unfolded protein; protein refolding. Gene Ontology annotation, molecular function: heat shock protein binding; misfolded protein binding; ATP binding. Lineage: Eukaryota; Fungi; Ascomycota; Eurotiomycetes; Onygenales; Ajellomycetaceae. The record is from RefSeq and is a predicted model, not a curated record. The transcript has 4 exons. The coding region runs from base 1 to 2031 and encodes 676 amino acids.